Messenger RNA from Nannospalax galili (Upper Galilee mountains blind mole rat), 3022 nucleotides. It is a transcript of the gene Rell1, whose product is annotated as RELT like 1. Gene Ontology annotation, cellular component: plasma membrane. The record is from RefSeq and is a predicted model, not a curated record. The transcript has 7 exons. Bases 128 to 943 code for a protein of 271 amino acids. Gene Ontology annotation, biological process: positive regulation of p38MAPK cascade. NCBI's taxonomy places the organism in Eukaryota, Metazoa, Chordata, Mammalia, Rodentia, Spalacidae.
CGGGGCCUCGGCGGGGCUGGUUGCGCGCGCUGGGUUGAUCCCGGCCACUGAAUCCGCGGGCAGCUCCGGAGCUGCGCCGCCUGCUUGGUCGCACUGCCUAGGGCGAGAGGGGCUCAGGGACCCGGCGAUGGCUCGGCGGCGACUCGCGGGAUCGGCCGUCCUCACUGCUGCCGUGCUCGUCGGGGGCGCGGUGAGCUCGCCUCUGGUUGCCCCGGACAAUGCUGGCAGCCGCACGUUGCACUCCCAAGCAGGGACGACCCCAUCAUCACCCACCAACAACCCAGGGAAUGGCCACCCAGAGUACAUCGCGUAUGCCAUUGUCCCAGUGUUCUUCAUCAUGGGCCUCCUUGGUGUCCUCAUCUGCCACCUGCUUAAGAAGAAAGGCUAUCGGUGUACCACGGAGGCUGAGCAGGAGGAAGAGGAAAAGGUUGAAAAGAUAGAACUGAAUGACAGUAUAAAUGAAAAUAGUGAUACUGUUGGGCAAAUUGUCCACUACAUCAUGAAGAAUGAAGCGAAUGCAGACGUUUUAAAAGCCAUGGUAGCUGACAACAGCCUGGGCGAUGUUGAAAGUCCUGUGACCCCCAGCACUCCUGGGAGCCCACCUGUGAGUCCUGGACCCUUGUCACCAGGAGGCACCCCAGGGAAGCAUGUCUGCGGCCACCAUCUACACACAGUGGGUGGUGUCGUUGAGCAGGAUGUGUGUCAGCGGUGUAGACACAAACGAUGGCACUUCAUAAAACCCACUAACAAGUCCAAAGACGGCCGGCCACGGCGUCAAGGGGAGGUCACUGUCCUCUCUGUGGGCAGGUUCAGAGUUACAAAAGUGGAACACAAAUCAAACCAGAAGGAGCGGAGAAGUUUGAUGUCUGUUAGUGGGACUGAGAGCGUCAAUGGCGAUGUGCCCGUGACACCCGUGAAGAGAGAACGCAGCGGCACGGAGUAGCAACAGUGACUCCGUGAAGAGUUCUAAGAGACUGCAAACUUGCAAGAUAUGAAAUUGCCUAGGGAAUAUUUUUAUAUAUUUUAUACAGUUUCUAUGAUGAAGUGAAUAGGCAUGUGGAUAAAACCUACAAUGGAAUAUUUUUGCUCUGCUGAACACAGAAUUCAGUAUGCUUUGAAAGAAGUUUUGGGUUUAAAAAUCGGAUGAAAAAAAGUUUUAUUCAGUUUCCAGGAGGGAAAGGACUCAAUUUUGACUUUGUUGACCAUUCUCAGUCACCAUGGUUCCCAGUUGCCCAUUCCUGGCAUUGGCAUACAUAUGCAGCUUUUCCCUUGGAAUCUCUGUCAUCAGCAGUGGAGCUGUUCACUUACAAUCUGAGCUUAUGCAAGAAUGUGCACAUAUUUGUGUAUGGAAGUGCAUGUGCACUCGCAUGUGUGCCUGGUACCCCAAAUCAUAUGUUCCAUUUUCAUAUUGGUUUUAAGAUCUUCUGUGCACAGUUGGGCUAUUAUAGAUGAUGACUCUUCUAUGCAAAAGGUCCUCAGAAAUCAUUCUGUCUAGUGCUGAGAAGCUGAUCCCCCACGAGGUUGUGAAGUGAGAUGGAGCCAAACUUCAGAUUUCUAGACCAAGAUUCAGCCUUGACUUCUGCCACCACCAUGCUGCUCCUGCCAUGCCUUGGCCACGUAGAAAAUAUUGUGAAUUUUAAAAACCGAAACCAUUCUUUAUUUAGUCUCUUUGAAUAAAGGGGAAAAUGCAAGAUGAGCCCUGCACCUGCUUUACUGCUGCAUUCUGUUUGUAACUAAUGCUGAGUGAAAGGGUCUUUAUGGAUGAGGCAGGAACAUCACAAGAUGAAGGCCUACCUGGGCUACAGAAAGAGUUCAGGGCCAGCUCAUUUCAGGGCACCUUAGCCUGUUUCAAGUUAAAACACAGAAAGAGGGCUGGGGAGUAGUUCAGUGGCAGAGCGCUUGCCUACCACAUAUAAGAGUCUCAGUGGCGUCUUUCCCUGCAGGUCUGGAAACCCUAAUUUCUCUGUCUCCCUUUCAACUUUGUAUUUUAUGAAACAUCGGAAGGGGCACAGAAACAAAGCUAGUAUUUUGGUAGGUCCGGGAUUGAGGUGAGGGCACGCUCUGUACCCGGCUCUCUACCAGUUACUGUGAUGCCAUGAACACUUCUAUUUCAAAGAGAAAAAGUGCAUUUUUAUCAUUUGGCAUCACAAAAAAUGAUUUCCAUAAAGAUAUACUCCAGGGUAUUUACUGUAAAUAUACUCACUUGAUUCUGUUUCUGGCAACAAACUUAAGUUUUUCUAACAUUUUAUAUGACUGGCAUAUUCAAUUUCAUUGAAUCCAUACUGAUGGCUAUAUGUACACAUUGUCUACAAAGCACAGAAGUGGGUAUGGAAGUUAAUUUCACUGUGGUUCAGAGAGUACCAGUAUGGCAAUUUCAGGAAUGUGUACUAGUGUAAAUAAUUGUGCAGGUAUGCCAAUAUUUUUACUUAAAAAACAAAACAAAAACAGUUUGCUUAAAAAAAGUACAAUGACAUUUAAAUGGUGAGGGACAAAGUGUAAGAUACUCUUCAGUUUUACUUUUCUGAUUUUAUUCAAGCCAGAGCACUUUCUGUAGCAAUACAAUGGCAAAAGGAUACUCCGAAAUAUUUAAAAUUGUAUUUAUACCAAGAGUGCAAUUUAAACUUUUUCUAAUACUUGAGCAUUUUGUGUGACUGGCUUUCAGAUAUGCCAAAAAUCAAGCAUUCAAUGUUUUCAACACAUAAGCUUUGUACUGGUUUAUACUGUCUGAUGAGAAUUCCCAAGCGUUCCCAAAGCAACUGAUGUUUACAAGUCCCGCCUUCUUCCUCCUUUAGAAGGACGGGGAUCCAUGAUGAACUCACUGUACGAAACACUAAUGAUGGAUAGUGUCUUGCUGUGGUUAAUGAGUUGGCUGCCACCUUGAUGUAAAAAUUUGUAAAGGAACGUUUCCACUGUUUUGAGUGUCAAAUGUAUUUUUAACCGUGUGGUUUUACUUUUUUGACUUUUGUACUACCAAAGCGGAGUUAAAAAUAAAAUUGUUAAACCAGUGUGUUGUUUGUUUGAA